UGGCGUCGUCCUCACCUUCUCCGCUCCGCUGCGCCUGCGCACCGUUCCUUGCCUCUCCUUUCCCCCCUCCCUUUGUUCAUUGUUUAGCAUAGUUCCGGAAAUGGCGCCACAAAGCCCCCCUCCUCUCUCGUUCUCUUUUCCCUCCGUCCACACCUACGAGUAACUAAGCAAUCGUUGCCACGAGCAACCAAACAGUGGGCAUGUAGUUGCUCGUUCUAAUCCGCAGCCACAGAGGGCUGAGGAGGGUUCGAAUGAGAGCGGAAAGGGGCACGGAGGCGAGGAGAAAAAGAGGACGGGAGGCGGGACUAUCGGUGUGAAGAUGGCAGCACUGUGCGUGGAGGAGAGCAUUUACAAUCUGCUACCUCACAUUGCGGCGAAGUCUUUCAAGGAACCUAGAUAUGUGUCGACAUUUAAACCGUAUGUGAAACGUACAAUAGAACAAAGUAAAGCACCAUGGAAAACCAUUGGACCACCAAAAGUCCAGGUGCCCUCUCCAAAAGACUUCCUUCAGAAACAUUCAAAGGAACCAAAGUUACCAAAGCGGGAAAAAGACCAAGAAGGUAAAAAAAUGAGAGAAUCAAAUGUGCCUAGAAGGUCAGAUCAUCCAAUUAUGGGAGUUCAAAGUACAAAGAAUUUCAUAAGCACAAAUGCAGCUAAUGUUAUCAUGGGAGUGGCUAAGAAACCUCUACCAGUUUGCGUCGACAGGCGACAGGGAGACAAAUUUAUUCUUGAAACUUCAGGACUUGUUCCAAAAUAUCUCAAGAAAAAGGAUUAUGGCCUUACUCCAAAAUAUGUAACAAAGCGAAGUGAAGAUGUAAAGAGAGCUCAGGAAGAGUAUGAUGCCUAUGUCAAGGAAACGCUCAGACAGAAAGCCAUGAAACGGCUCUCUGAUGAAGAGAGGGAAAGUCUUAUCGAGGGUCUCAAGAAGAACUGGGAAGAGGUUCAUCAUGAAUUCCAAAGCCUUUCAGUAGAAAUAGAUACAAUACCAAAGAAGCUUCAUAAAGAAAGGCUGGAAACGCAGAUGAAGCAGUUGGAACAUGAUAUUCAGACAAUUGAGAAACACAGAGUUAUUUAUAUUGCAAACAAAUGAUGAGAACAUCCUUGGAAAUAUUCUCUUCCUGAGAUGAAAACAAAGUUACUUUCAGUGAGCAAGCAAAAAUACUUAUAUAUUCAAUUGUAGAAGAAUAUUUAAAUUUUAACAAGAUACUUAGAGUGUUAUUGUAUUUUAUUUUUGAAAGUUUUUAAGAUAUCUAUUUUUUUCAAAUAAAUAUCUACUUAUUUUUUUCCUGAUUGUUCAAUGAACUAUACUUUAUUUUUAAAUAAACCUCUAAAGGUUCUAGUUGUCAUUAUAGCAAGUAACAUGAUGAAUGGUAAUAAUUCAAAUAAAUGUGUAAAUAAAAGCUGAGAAAGAUACGGGGAUAGUUAAUAAAGA
This is a messenger RNA of Rhineura floridana, 1432 nucleotides long. It is a transcript of the gene ENKUR, whose product is annotated as enkurin, TRPC channel interacting protein. The record is from RefSeq and is a predicted model, not a curated record. Gene Ontology annotation, cellular component: acrosomal vesicle. The coding region runs from base 320 to 1090 and encodes 256 amino acids. NCBI's taxonomy places the organism in Eukaryota, Metazoa, Chordata, Lepidosauria, Squamata, Rhineuridae. Gene Ontology annotation, molecular function: calmodulin binding. The transcript is spliced from 6 exons.